Messenger RNA from Staurois parvus, 450 nucleotides. The record is from the annotation of a GenBank genome assembly. NCBI's taxonomy places the organism in Eukaryota, Metazoa, Chordata, Amphibia, Anura, Ranidae.
UUGAACAGAGAAGUCUUAGAAAAUCUUAGUCAACUUGCUCAAAGCUUUCCAGAAGAAUACAAAUCAUCCCCUGAGAUAGACAGCCGACUUCAAAAAUUGAAAGCACUUUACUCUGACCUGGCAUCUCUAGCAGAUUUACGAUCCCAAAAACUUCAAGAUACUCUGGCAUAUUAUACAAUUCUUGGGGAAAUAGAUGCCUGUGAAAUGUGGAUGAACGAGAAAGAAAAGUGGCUUCAAGCAAUGGAGAUUCCAGAAUCCCUUGAAGACAUGGGUGUAGUUCAGCACAGGUUUAAUACUCUGGGUCAAGAAAUGAAUGUUUUGGGAUCGCAAAUUGAGAAUGUCAAUAGUGCUUCUGAUUCUCUCUUUGAAAGUGGACAUCCCAAUAGAAUGCAAGUGAAACAAGGACAAGAUCACAUGAAUGCCAGAUGGGCUGAUUUCAAGAAAAUGGUU